AUGGCCGCAGCCACGGCGGGCCCUGGGGGGCGGCGAUCGCGGGCGCCCCGCGCCCUGAGCAGGGUGGUGAAGCUGCUGGAGCGCCUGGAGGAGCAGUGCGGGAACCCCCGGCUCUCCUCGAACCCCCCCUGUCUGCGGGACCUGCUGCCGCGCACGGCGCAGCUGCUGCGGAAGGUGGCUCAGGCCUGGAGGGCCGAGGGCAGCCACGACGGUGCCGGCGGCGCCUGGGACUUCCUGGUCACCUACCUCGCCAACCUGGAGGCCAAGGGCAGGCAGGUGGCUACGCUGCUGCCUCCCCGCGGCCAAUCGCGAGCCAGCGAAGAACUCUUCAGGGAGGGCACCAGACUCAGGCGGCAGCUAGCCAAGCUGGCUCUCAUCUUCAGCCACAUGUACUCGGAGCUCGGUGCCCUCUUCCCAGAGGGACAGUACUGCGGACAUGUGUACCAGCUGGCCAAGCCCAUGGCCCACACCUUCUGGAGAGGCUGCUGCGGGGCCCGGUGCGUGCUGCCCUGGGCUGAGUUUGAGUCUCUCUUGCGCACCUGCCACCCCCUGGAGUCAGGCCCCACGGCACUGGCCUUGCGUUCCACUAUCGACCUCACCUGCAGCGGCCAUGUGUCCGUCUUCGAGUUUGACAUCUUCACCAGGCUCUUCCAGCCUUGGCCCACACUCCUGAGGAACUGGGAGCUCCUGGCCGUCAACCACCCCGGCUACAUGGCCUUCCUCACCUACGAAGAGGUCCAAGCUCGUCUGCAGGCCCACAGGGACAAGCCAGGCAGCUACAUUUUCCGCCCCAGUUGCACUCGCUUGGGGCGGUGGGCCAUCGGGUACGUGAGCUCAGACGGCAGCAUCCUACAGACCAUCCCGUCCGUCAAACCGCUGCUCCAGGUGCUCCUGGAUGGACAAAGAAAAGGCUACUUCCUCUACCCUGAUGGGAAGAACCACAACCCCGACCUGAAUGAACUCUGCCGGAUGAAGCCCUAUCAACACAUCCAGGUGUCUGAGGAGCAGCUGCAGUUGUACUGGGCCAUGGACUCCACCUUCGAGCUCUGCAAGAUCUGCGCCGAGAGCAACAAGGACGUGAAGAUCCAGCCGUGUGGUCACCUGCUCUGCAGCCGCUGCCUGGCCACCUGGCAGCAGUCGGACAACCAGACCUGCCCCUUCUGCCGCUGCCAGAUCAAGGGCUGUGAGGCUGUGAGUGUCCAUCACUUCCCAGGGAGGCCUGUGGGGGCCAGGCCUGCCGCCACGGAGGACCCAGUCUGGGACAGCAGUGACCCAGACGACAAGGAGGAGGACGCUGGACAGGUGGUCGCCUCAGCACCCCCUCUCCCCACUCGGCGGGAUCCCUCCCCCACAGGAGCCAGUGCCUGCAGAGGUGGUGGACUGAAGGUGGCACCUCCGGCCCUCCCCAAGCUUCGGGCCCCACUCCCGCUGCCAAAAGUGAAGACUGUGUCCUCAGUCCUGUGGGAAGUCAAAGCCAGCCCUCAGACCAGGGAGGGCCACCCAGAAAAUUCCUGAAGGGAAAGGCUUUAUUCCAAGCGGUCUAGCCUGGAGGCCAGGGUGCCUGGGUGUGCUGCUAAAGGGAGCCCUGGGGGCUGGAGUUUCGUGAAGUGGAAAUAAACAGCCAAGCCC
Echinops telfairi (small Madagascar hedgehog) is the source of this 1629-nucleotide messenger RNA. It is a transcript of the gene CBLC, whose product is annotated as Cbl proto-oncogene C. Bases 1 to 1515 code for a protein of 504 amino acids. The record is from RefSeq and is a predicted model, not a curated record. Gene Ontology annotation, cellular component: plasma membrane; membrane raft. The transcript has 12 exons. Gene Ontology annotation, molecular function: phosphotyrosine residue binding; ubiquitin protein ligase activity; receptor tyrosine kinase binding. Gene Ontology annotation, biological process: cell surface receptor signaling pathway; negative regulation of epidermal growth factor-activated receptor activity. Lineage: Eukaryota; Metazoa; Chordata; Mammalia; Afrosoricida; Tenrecidae.